This is a messenger RNA of Musa acuminata AAA Group (dessert banana), 2400 nucleotides long. RefSeq names its product small ribosomal subunit protein uS3m-like. The coding region runs from base 146 to 1819 and encodes 557 amino acids. The record is from RefSeq and is a predicted model, not a curated record. The transcript is spliced from 2 exons. Lineage: Eukaryota; Viridiplantae; Streptophyta; Magnoliopsida; Zingiberales; Musaceae. Gene Ontology annotation, molecular function: structural constituent of ribosome; RNA binding. Gene Ontology annotation, biological process: translation.
CUCAUUUACAAUGGAAAAACUCCUGUUCGUUGUAAGAUCACUGAUGGAAAGGUUGGGCAUAAAUUUGGAGAGUUUGCUUUUACACGGUCCUCGAAAACAAAUAGAGUAAAGGGAAGAAAGGGGAUAAAUCCAGUCUAAGCGCCAUAUGGCACGAAAAGGAAAUCCGAUUUCGGUAAGACUUGAUCUGAAUCGUAGUUCAGAUCCAAGUCGGUUCAGUGAGUAUUAUUAUGGUAAAUCAGUCUAUCAAGAUGUCAAUCUUAGAUCUUAUUUCGGUUCGAUACGUCCACCUACAAUAUUGACCUUUGGCUUUCGUCUUGGUAGGUGUAUUAUUCUACAUUUUCCAAAAAGGACAUUUAUUCAUUUCUUUCUUCCCCGUCGACCACUACGACUGAAACAACCCGACAAAUCAAGACCCGGAAAGGUUUUGGGCCGGUGGUGGGCAUUUGAGAAAGUCGGGCCGAUCAGGUGUCUUUAUUCAAGCGAGGGUAAAGAGGAACAACGAAACGAAGUCAGAGGCCAGGGGGCAAGGAAAAGAGUGGAGUUGAUAAGGCUCUUAGACCGGGAUAAGCAAAACUCAAUCCUUAUUUGGCCGAAAAAGAAGCUAAGCUAUGGAUACCAUGACCGAUCACCAUCGAUAAAUACUCCUAUUUCUAAAUUACUUCGGGUCAGCGGGGCGCAUCCUAAAUACUUAGGGGUUGUAAAUAACAUAGCCUUGAAGAUGGAGAAUUACCACUCCUCCAGAAGAACUCAGUUAUUCAAGUUCUUUUUACCAAAGAAGUACCGCGGCCCGACGCGGACCCUCCCAGCAGCAGCAGUGCGUCCAUCCUUUCAUUAUUUGGUUAUGCAAUACUUAUUGAAUACAAAGAACAAAAUGCAUUUCGACCCCGUCUCCGUUCUCAAUCAUUUCGUGGCACCGGGUUUGGCUGAACCAUCUACUUUGAGGGGAAGUAAGGCAGGAAGCAACUUCGAAAGGAGAAUACGCUCUCGCAUCGCUUUUUUAGUAGAAAGCUUUACCAGCGAUAGAAAGUGUCUUGGCCAAGUCAAAAGGAGGUUUCUCCACUUAAUUAGCUUGGCGAAUGAUCUUCGCUUCGCGGGAACAACAAAAACAACCAUAUCACUCUUUCCUUUCUUCGGUGCUACCUUUUUCUUUCCAAGGGAUGGAGUCGGGGUGUAUAAGAACCUCUUUUUGGACAAUGCCCGGGAACAACUCCUAGGUCAAUUAAGGAUCAAAUGUUGGAACCUCAUGGGUAAGGCUCCCAAUGCUAUAAUUUCAUUAAUGGAUAAAUUAAUGGACCUCGGUGAUAUUAGAGAAUUAAUAAAAGGAAUAGAUAUUCUGAUAGAGAUCAUACUGAGAAAGAGGAGAAUUCCUUACGGGUACAACUCUUAUUUGAACGAAGUGCACAAAAUGCGAUAUAAUCUGUUUCAGAGAACUCAGACUAAUACCUUAAUUGAGUCGGUCAAGAUCAAAUCCGUUUGUCAAAGUGCUUCUCUGAUUGCUCAAGACAUCUCUUUUCAACCGAGGAACAAUCCAAUCUCAUUUCGUUCCAUUUUUAGUAAUAUAGUCAAGGAGAUUCCCUUAAUAAUGCCUAAAGGGGUGGAGGGGAUACGUAUUAGUUGUUCAGGUCGAUUAGGAGGUGCGGAAAUAGCUAGAACUGAAUGCGGAAAGUUUGGAAAAACAUCUCCUAAUGUAUUUAACCAGAAAAUCGAUUAUGCUCCCGCUGAAGUCUCUACUCGUUACGGAAUUUCAGGUGUCAAAGUGCGGAUCUCAUAUAGUAUGAAAAAGAAGGGACGUGCUACAUCCGAAACGUACAAAAUAUAAUAAAUCUAGUAAAAGCAGAUGUAGUAGGGGUUGCGAACCAGACGGUACACAACUUCGUUUUGGAAGAUAUGGCACCAAAAGUAGUGAAGCAGGUCGUCUUUCAUAUCGAGCCAUUGAAGCAGCGCGUCGGGCUACAAUCGGACAAUUCCAUCGUGCUAUGAGCGGACAAUUCCGAAGAAAUGCUAAGAUAUGGGUCAGAGUUCUCGCAGAUCUUCCUAUUACGGGGAAACCUAUAGAAGUUCGAAUGGGAAGAGGAAAAGGUAAUCCUACGGGUUGGAUUGCUCGUGUGUCUACGGGACAAAUCCCAUUUGAAAUGGAUGGUGUGAGUUUGUCAAAUGCUCGACAAGCCGCUACAUUAGCAGCGCAUAAACCAUGUUCGUCAACCAAGUUAGUUAUGUGGUCGUAACGUAAUUGGUUAGUGGAGGGCGUCGUUGCUUGGCUCUUUUUCAUCGCCGAAAUUCGUAGACGAACCCUCUUUUGUUCCAGGCGUACGACCCUGAGACGAGACGAGACGUAACCGAUGUCACUUUUACGGCCCUCCAGACAGUUACUCAAGUAAGAAUAAGAAAGAGAAGGAAGAG